GCCGGGGGAGCGGCCGCCAUUGUCUGCCGCCGAGGCGGUGGGUCUGUAGGCGCUGUAGCCACUGUAGCCACUGAGGGCUAGGAGGGUCGGGAGAACGAGCGGAAAGGCGCGGCGCCUGCCAGCUGGGCCGGCGCGGCGCGAGGGCGGGUUCCACGUCUGCCCUUUCCGCGCUGGCUUCGCGCCCCCGUUUCUCCUGGUUCUCCCGCCUCCGGGAUCGCGGCCGCGCUCGGCCAACUGGCCGCGCCCUGGGGAGCCCUGCACGUCGGGCCUGGCGCCGGGGCUCAGUGGUCGGCCGGGCACGUCUUUGUCUCCCCGGCCGCGCGCGAGGGUCCCAGGUGCACCACCGGGCCGAACCCUGGAGCGGAACAAAAGCCGGACGCCCCCAGCCGAGCGCCCCCGAGCUUGCUAAGUCGCUUGUCCAGAGCGGCGGGGACCGGCUCGCGGGGCGGGGAGGCCGGGAGCCGCGAACCAGCGGGUGUUUUCUUGUCUUCGCGGGUUCGCCAGAGGCGCUGAAGGACAGCGACGAACGCGGGAGGGGAACAGGCCUCGCUUCCUUGACGCUUGCAGUGACGGCGGACUUCGUUAAGUUGCAAACCGCGGUGCAGAAUAGUUUGCCUACUUUGAGUUUUGGAGCAGGUCCUGGUGUUCCUGGGGCCCAGUAGGCGCCCUGGUGCUUUAAGCGCGCUCCCAGGAAUCCGCAGAGCUCUGCCAGUUUGCCCUGGAGGCCUCAGAGAGGUCUUGGGGCUUGCACAAAGACUUGGAACCUCCGGAGUUUGUGGUCUGGGCUCCAGGAAACACGACAGCCUUGGGCCUGAGAAAGGACUGCUUUUGUGGUUUCCAUUUUGUCAUUAGGUUGGUACAGCAGUUGUAUUCCGUCAGUUACCCGAGUCCCUAGCCCUGUGCAUCUGGGCAGGUACCUGGUCCAUUGAUCCUGUGAGAUGGCAGCCAUAAACCCGUGGGCCUCCUGGGGAACCAGUGACCUUCAAGGAUGUGGCUGUGGAUUUCACCCAAGAGGAGUGGGGGCAGCUGGACUCUGUUCAGAGGACCCUGUACCGCGAUGUGAUGCUGGAGACCUAUGGGCAUCUGCUGUCUGUGGGGAAUCACAUUGCCAAGCCGGAGGUCAUCUCUUUGUUGGAGCAAGGAGAGGAGCCAUGGUCCGUGGAACAAGCAUAUCCUCAAAGCACUUGUCCAGCUGUUGAUACAGAGCAAAGAUGGCCACCUUAUUAACAAGGUUUUUAUAUAAGUAAUGUAUUCACGUGGCUCAGAAAACCCAGUGCUGCAUCAAAGGAAUAAGCUGAAAAGUUUCAUUUACUUUUGCUGCUGUUAUCUGCAUUAUUCUUCCCACACUCCCUACACACAUAGGGCACACACAAAGAGUGGAUGAGAAAUCUUGAAAGGAAAGCAUUGAUCCCAACACAAAGCGUUUUGGAAGAAGAACAAUCCCAUAGCAUGAAGUUGGAAAGAUACAUAUGGGAUGAUCCUUUGUUCUCCCGGUUAGAAGUCUUAGGAUGUAAAGACCAAUUAGAAAUGUAUCACAUGAAUCAGAGUACAGCUAUGAGGCAAAUGGUCUUCAUGCAAAAGCAAGUACUGUCUCAAAGAGGUUCUGAAUUCUGUGAACUUGGAGCAGAGUAUAGCCAGAACUUAAACUUUGUUCCAUCUCAGAGAGUUUCUCAAAUAGAACAUUUCUAUAAGCCUGGUACAAAUGCUGAAAGCUGGCGGUGCAACUCAGCCAUAAUGUAUGCAGAUAAGAUUACCUGUGGAAAUCUUGAUUAUGACAAAGCCUGCCACCAGUCCAUACAGCCUAUUCAGCCUGAAAAGAUACAAACUGGAGAUAAUCUUCUCAAAUGUCCUGAUGCUGUUAAAUCUUUCAAUCAUAUACUACAUUUUGGUGAUCGUAAGGGAAUGCAUACAGGAGAAAAACUCUAUGAAUAUAAGGAAUGCCAUCAAAUCUUUAACCAGAGCCCAUCAUAUAAUGAACAUCCACAACUUCAUAUUGGAGAAAACCAGUAUGAUUACAAAGAAUAUGAGAAUAUCUUUUAUUUUUCAUCAUUUAUGGAACAUCAGAAAAUUGGUACUGUAGAGAAAGCCUAUAAAUACAAUGAAUGGGAGAAAGUCUUCGGGUAUGACUCAUUCCUUACUCAACAUACAAGCACUUACACCUCAGAGAAACCCUAUGAAUAUAAUGAAUGUGGGACAUCUUUUAUCUGGAGCUCUUACCUUAUCCAGCAUAAGAAAACACAUACUGGAGAGAAACCCUAUGAAUGUGAUAAAUGUGGAAAAGUGUUUAGGAAUCGUUCAGCCCUUACUAAACAUGAGCGGACUCACACUGGAAUAAAGCCCUAUGAAUGUAAUAAAUGUGGAAAAGCCUUCAGCUGGAAUUCUCAUCUAAUUGUACAUAAAAGAAUUCAUACAGGAGAGAAACCUUAUGUAUGUAACGAAUGUGGGAAAUCUUUCAACUGGAACUCCCAUCUUAUUGGACAUCAGAGAACUCAUACUGGAGAAAAACCUUUUGAAUGUACUGAAUGUGGGAAGUCUUUCAGCUGGAGCUCCCAUCUUAUUGCCCAUAUGAGAAUGCAUACUGGAGAGAAGCCCUUUAAAUGUGAUGAAUGUGAAAAAGCUUUCAGGGAUUACUCUGCCCUUAGUAAACAUGAAAGAACUCACUCUGGAGCAAAACCAUACAAAUGUACAGAAUGUGGAAAAUCCUUCAGCUGGAGCUCCCAUCUUAUUGCACAUCAGAGAACUCACACAGGAGAGAAACCCUAUAACUGUCAGGAAUGUGGCAAAGCAUUCAGAGAACGCUCAGCCCUCACUAAACAUGAAAUAAUUCAUUCUGGAAUCAAGCCUUAUGAAUGUAAUAAAUGUGGGAAAUCCUGCAGCCAGAUGGCUCACCUUGUUAGACAUCAAAGGACUCAUACUGGAGAAAAGCCCUAUGAGUGUAAUAAAUGUGGGAAAUCCUUCAGCCAGAGCUGUCACCUUGUUGCUCAUCGGAGAAUUCACACUGGUGAGAAACCCUAUAAAUGUAAUCAAUGUGAAAGAUCUUUUAACUGUAGCUCUCACCUUAUUGCACAUCGGAGAACUCAUACUGGAGAGAAACCAUACAGAUGUAAUGAAUGUGGGAAGGCAUUUAAUGAGAGUUCUUCCCUGAUUGUACAUCUUAGGAACCAUACUGGAGAAAAACCCUACAAAUGUAAUCAUUGUGAGAAAGCUUUCUGUAAGAAUUCUUCUCUUAUUAUUCAUCAGAGAAUGCAUAGUGGAGAGAAACGCUUUAUAUGCAGUGACUGUGGAAAAGCCUUUAGUGGUCACUCGGCCCUACUUCAACAUCAGAGAAAUCAUAGUGAAGAGAAACUGUGAAUUGAAUUGAUAGAUCUUUCUUUUAUUGUACAUUUGGUAACACAUUGAAAAAGAAAAAAGAACCCUAUAAACUAAGAGGGGAAAUUUUUUAGUAAGAAUCCAGGAAGACUUACUACUUAAUAGAACAUAUCUUCUUAGAAGAAACCUAUGAAAGAAAAGACUGGAAAAAGCUUUUCAGCAGUUAUGUAGCCUUUAUUUAACAUCAGAUAAUUGCAGUGAAGAAAACUCCAAACUCACCUAAUGGUCCACCAGGAAUCCUAUUUACGGAACAUGAAUGUAGGGAAUGAGACUUCUUUUCGCAAGAGAUUUCAGCUAUUCGUGGAUCUGAGUGCAUUGUUGAGGGGAAAACCUUAUUCUGGGAAAAGUUUUUCAAAGACAGUACACUGUUUUGCAUCAAGCUGGAAUGAUAGAUGGGAAACUUUAGUGGAAGUACAGAUUUUGCUGUUGUAAAGGGAGGAUGUGGGUGCCCUUUAAGGAACAGAAUAUGAAAUACUAAAUCUGAAUUUAAGAAAAAAUAAUAUUGAACGGGAUAUUUACUAUUGGUCAAGAUUAACCUUAGAAAAGAUUAGUAAAUGAGAUUACUAAUGGUGGAAAGAUUAUUACCUAGAAGUGUGAGACUGAUAGUGGAACAAGAGGUGACAGUUUAUGACCCAGUGUGUCAGUGUCCAUGGUUCACUUACGAUUGCAUCGUUGGACAAUUCAUUUGUAAUUUGUUUUAGGCAAUCACUAAAGGUUAUAAUUGUGGACACUGCUUCAGUAUACAUAAUGUUAAGGAAUGAAAGAAUGCAAAAUUGUACAUACAUAUCAUAACAUCUUAAAAAAUGUAUACCAUCUGGAUAGAGACUGGAAGGACCCAUGGAGAAAUUAACCUUGUUAACUUAAGAUUUUUUAAAAAGUUUUAUAAACACAUACAGCACUUAUCAUGUGCUAGGCUUUGUUUUAAAUGCUUUUCAAAUAUUAACUUGUUCAGUCUCCUUAAUUCUAUGAGAUAGGUACCUUUAUAAAUGGAGAAAUUGGGGCAGAGAUGUUGAGAAACCCACUUAAGGACACACAGCUAUUAAGAAAUGGAAUUGAGA
This is a messenger RNA of Mustela lutreola (European mink), 4427 nucleotides long. RefSeq names its product zinc finger protein 606 (gene ZNF606). The transcript is spliced from 8 exons. Bases 1381 to 3351 code for a protein of 656 amino acids. Lineage: Eukaryota; Metazoa; Chordata; Mammalia; Carnivora; Mustelidae. Gene Ontology annotation, biological process: regulation of DNA-templated transcription. The record is from RefSeq and is a predicted model, not a curated record.